AAAGCUUUCGUCUUUAGCGCAUCGUCCAUGGCUGGGGAACAAAACGGAACCGCCAGCAGAGAUGAUUCGGAGCCGGGGUUCGGGACAGCAGAUGACCCGGCUGCUGAGUCAGUCCCUCUUCCUCUGGGGUCCACGGAUUACACUCGAGGGAAGAAGUUGGUUCUUCACAUCGACCUGAACAACACCAUCCUGGUGUCGGACGCUGUGACGGGUCAGGGGACCGUGGCUGCUUUGGACUCCUUCCUCACCGGUGUCACGUGGGGGAAGAAGAACAAACACGGUAAAUGGGAAUGGCUGAGUGACGCCGCCUCCCUGCACCCCCCCAGCAGCGACGCCGUCAGUUACUACGCUCAGUUUGGACGAACUCCAGGUUUCACCUCCGUUGCUGGGCGACGCUUCAAAGGGGUUUUGGAAGAGCAUCUGGAACUGCUCCGUUGGCCCGAGGGCACUAAGGCAAGUGAUGAGUGA
This is a messenger RNA of Nematolebias whitei (Rio pearlfish), 468 nucleotides long. RefSeq lists its product as uncharacterized. The coding region runs from base 28 to 468 and encodes 146 amino acids. The transcript has 2 exons. NCBI's taxonomy places the organism in Eukaryota, Metazoa, Chordata, Actinopteri, Cyprinodontiformes, Rivulidae. The record is from RefSeq and is a predicted model, not a curated record.